Diceros bicornis minor is the source of this 1033-nucleotide messenger RNA. RefSeq names its product glutaredoxin 2 (gene GLRX2). NCBI's taxonomy places the organism in Eukaryota, Metazoa, Chordata, Mammalia, Perissodactyla, Rhinocerotidae. The transcript is spliced from 4 exons. The record is from RefSeq and is a predicted model, not a curated record. Bases 303 to 887 code for a protein of 194 amino acids.
CUUGAGUCGUGUUCGCUUGAACCCCCCGGCCUCCUCCAUGGUUACCAGAUAAGAUACAAGAUGCUCCAAGAAAUUGAGGUUUCAGAUAAACAGCGAAUAAUUGUUUAGUCGAAGUAUAUCCCCACUGUUGCACGGGACGUACUUAGACAAACAGUUUCUCGCUCUAUCUGAAAUUCUAUUGUAAUCGAGCGUUCUGCAUUUUUAUUUGCUAAACCUGGCAACCCGGCUGCAGGAAGUGAAGGUGACGCUUCCUGCUAAAUGGCCAAGUCUUUGCGGAUAGGGACUGUGGCUUAUUCGUGUUGAUGUCGCCUCUGGCUGGAGCGGGGGCACUGCUUUCCCUCGCUUCCCCGCUUCGAAUGUCCCGCGGCCGCCAGGCCUGCGGUGGAGGAUCCACUGCCUUGGCUGACGUGUGUCCGCGCGCCUGGACAGGGCUGGCCUGCCAGCUCGCAGAUCUGCGCCGGCCACUGGGCAGCCAUCCCUCAGUCUGGGAGUCUCUUCCUACCUGCUUGAUCUGGAUGGGGAACAGCACAUCAUCAUCUUUGGGGAAGUCAGCAACUGCUCCUGUGAAUCAGAUCCAAGAAACAAUUUCUGAUAAUUGCGUGGUGAUUUUCUCAAAAACAUCUUGUUCUUAUUGUACGAUGGCAAAAAAACUUUUCCAUGACAUAAAUGUUAAUUAUAAAGUGGUGGAAUUGGACAUGCUCGAAUAUGGAAGCCAGUUUCAAGACGCUCUUUACAAGAUGACUGGUGAAAGAACCGUGCCAAGAAUAUUUGUCAAUGGAACUUUUAUUGGAGGCGCAACUGACACUCAUAGGCUUCACAAAGAAGGGAAAUUGCUUCCACUGGUUCAUCAGUGUUAUUUAAAAAAAAGUAAGAGGAAAGACUUUUAGUGAUGUUGGUGCUCAUAACUUUGCUAGUCAAGUGUCAGUUAUUUAAAGUGAUAAUGCCUUUUAAAUGUUUGAGGAUGUUUGAAAUAUGUGAAUUAUCUUCAUGAAAACGUAAGAAUAAUGAACAAUAAAUCACUGUGGAAACCUCA